This is a messenger RNA of Cucurbita pepo subsp. pepo (vegetable marrow), 547 nucleotides long. RefSeq names its product proteasome subunit alpha type-6-like. Gene Ontology annotation, biological process: ubiquitin-dependent protein catabolic process. Gene Ontology annotation, cellular component: proteasome core complex; proteasome core complex, alpha-subunit complex. The record is from RefSeq and is a predicted model, not a curated record. NCBI's taxonomy places the organism in Eukaryota, Viridiplantae, Streptophyta, Magnoliopsida, Cucurbitales, Cucurbitaceae.
AUGUGGAACAGCGGAGGUGGAUACGAUCGUCACAUCACAAUUUUCUCACCCGAAGCUCGUCUUUUUCAAGUUGAAUAUGCAUUUAAGGCUGUCAAGGCUGCUGGAAUUACUUCUAUUGGCGUUCGCGGUAAAGAUUCAGUUUGUGUUGUGACCCAAAACAAGGUUCCGGACAAGCUUCUGGAUCAAUCAAGUGUCUCACAUCUUUUCCCUAUCACAAAGUACCUAGGGUUGUUAGCAACAGGCGUGACAGCUGAUGCCAGAACAUUGGUUCAGCAAGCAAGGAAUGAAGCAGCCGAGAUUCGUUUUAGAUAUGGAUAUGAGAUGCCGGUGGAUGUAUUAGCUAAAUGGUACCAUAUUUAUUUCAUACAGUACUAUGCAAUUAUUAUUUUAAUUAUAUACCGCACAAGUAAAAAAUCUGUUUAAUCAUAUGAACUCUGGAUUGUAGAGCAAAGAAUAGCUCCACAUGUUGCUUAUUGACCUUACUUUAUCGUUGCAUAUUCCAUAACUUUGUUCUGGAUAUUGUUCAAAUCAAUUUGAUUUAUAACUU